AUGAGCUGGAGGAUGGACAGUGUGUCUCCUGAGUCCACUGUGACGUCCCUCCUGUCCUCCUCAGGACGUCUGACUGAGCUGAGGGAGUCCUUCACUUAUAAAGACAUGGAGUAUGACUCUGCCUCCGCCGCUCUUGACGCUUACAUCACAGACUUCGAACGCCGUCGUCAUGGAGACUCACAGAAGAGGGCGGGGCCAUGGCUGUCUAACUCCUCCCACCGCAGGUCUACACUGAGCGCGCUCAGGAAUCGUGACGUUCUGCGUGAGCGUCUGUCAGAGGAGGAGCUUCACUUCCUGUCGCUUCCUGUCAGCUCGCUCUGUCACCGUGACAACCGGGAUCGGGUCUCCAUGACAACAGACGAACUUCUCAACCUCCCCAACGACGGAUCCAUGCCGAUAACACACACCACAGCUGUGAUACACGGAAUCUUGGCAAAGCCUGGACCCUCCCACAUCUGCAGCCAGAGCCCCGCCCACAGGGCCAGCCAGCCAAUCAGAGCUCUGCACUGCUCCAGAUGUGGUGCUUUGCGGUCACAGAAGAGGACCUCACUCCUGAAGGGGGCGGGGCCUUCAUCUACGCCGCGCUGUGAUUGGCCUGCUAGCAGGAACCAGGCCAACAUGCACCUUCCCCAUUGGUUGAGCUCUAACAAGUCUGCGCUCGAGCUAUCGGACGAGAUCAGCCUCCCGGAGUUCUCCUACCCGCCCUGGAUCCACUGCACCAGCCAAUCAGAGUGCGGCUACAGAGGCCAGGGCCAAUCAGAGAGCGGCUACAGAGGCCAGGGCCAAUCAGAGAGCAGCUACAGAGGCCAGGGCCAAUCAGAGAGCAGCUACAGAGGCCAGGGCCAAUCAGAGAGCGGCUACAGAGGCCAGGGCCAAUCAGAGAGCAGCUACAGAGGCCAGGGCCAAUCAGAGAGCGGCUACAGAGGCCAGGGCCAAUCAGAGAGCGGCUACAGAGGCCAGGGCCAAUCAGAGAGCGGCUACAGAGGCCAGGGCCAAUCAGAGAGCGGCUACAGAGGCCAGGACCAAUCAGAGAGCGACUACAGAGGCCAAGGCCAAUCAGAGAGCAGCUACAGAGGAGGCACAGAGGAGCACACAGAGGAAACCCUGAGGAGUCUGCGCCUCCAGUUCGCUGAGCAUAUUUCACACAUGGUGACAGACCGGAGCAGCUCUGCGGAGUGGGGCCUCAGAGACUCAGCGGUGGAGUCUCUAAUCCUGAAGGCCGACCGGCUCCUGGACUCACUGCAGAGCUCAGCCUCAGCCACUCCAGUCCCCCCGCAGGCCCCAGGUCCAGAGUCCCCAAGACCAGACCUCCCAGACCCAAGUCUCACAAGACCAGACCUCCCAGAUCCAGAGCCCCCAAGACCAGACAACCCAGGUCCAGACCCAAGUCUCACAAGACCAGACCUGCCAGAUCCAGAGCCCUCAAGACCAGACAACCCAGGAAGUCCAGACAGAUUCCAGGACCUGAGGGAGGACCAGGACCUGAGUGAACCCCAGGCUCAGCCUGGUCCUCUGGAGGCCUUUAAGCAGAUGCUGUUCAGACUGGAGCGAGUGGAGACACAGCUGCAGAGACAGGGGGCACCAGAGAGCAGCUCGCAGACUGCAUACAGGCUCCAGGAGAAUCCAGAGACUGAAGAUCAGGAGGCCUCACUGAACAGAGCACUGCAUCAUCUGAGGAGACUGAAGUGUCUGGUCCAGAGCUCCGAGACCUGA
Molecule: messenger RNA, 1713 nt
Organism: Knipowitschia caucasica
Lineage: Eukaryota; Metazoa; Chordata; Actinopteri; Gobiiformes; Gobiidae
Source: the annotation of a GenBank genome assembly